CGGCCCAGAAUUUUAAGAAAAAUGUUAAUGAACAUUCGUAGCUUUACCCCUCCCUAGACAGGAACAUUUAUUGCCAUUUUGGUUGGUUGGCGCCAUAUUCAACAUUGAUUUGUGUCCUCUGUGUUGCGAUAUGUURUUUUCAAAGUCUUUUCAAUAACGUAUCUUCGACUUCUAACCUAUUUUUGUGUUUUAACCGAUAAGCAAGGUAUUAGCUAUAGUUKUGUGGAUUUUUUUACUCCUUUUCUCUCAAAUGUGACGAAUUUCGUCUUGGCCGAGGCCGGGGAAGUUAUCAUGUCAUUGGCAAGGGAACUGAGCUCAUUUCCCUUCCCUCCUCAACAUCURUACAAACUAAACAAGGCAGGAUAUGUAACGGUCGAAGACCUCAAAGGUGUGAGUCCAACACAGUUAAGUGAAGAUUUAGAUACAACAAGAGAGGAAGCACUUGGCAUUUUACAAACUAUCAGAAAGAAGCCAUCUUUAUCAACAUCAGAAAAUGGAGGUCAGACUAAUGUGACGUCUAGUCCAMGAAGCAGAAGUGCCUUAGAAAUGUUACAACAAGAACAGGAAGCCAGUUGUAUUGUCACAUUUUGUGAGCGGCUUGAUGAUAUGCUUGGUGGUGGUGUACCUACUGGAAAAAUAACAGAGUUCUGUGGAGCACCYGGCAUUGGGAAGACACAAAUUGGGAUGCAAUUAGCUGUUGAUGURCAGAUUCCAGAGGAGUUUGGUGGAGUGGAUGGAGCAGCCAUCUAUAUAGAUACAGAAGGAAGUUUCAUAGUUGAAAGAGUUGUUGACAUUGCUUCUGCUGCAAUCAAGCACUUAGAAAAUGUUAUUGAAUCUGCAGAUUUGGAUGAAUCUGAAAGAAACCUUCAAGUUGAUUCUCUCAAUGAAUUCAAUGUGGAAAAGAUUUUAUCUCGUAUCUAUGUAUUUCGCUGUCAUGAGUAUAUUCAGUUGAUUGCUCUAUCCCAUCUACUGCCAGAGUUCCUCAAAGAACAUUCCAAGGUCAAAUUAAUUGUUCUGGAUAGUAUCGCAUUUCACUUCCGUCACGAUUUUGAGGACAUGGCGCUGAGAACCCGACUACUAAAUGGCUUGGCACAAACGUUUAUAAGAAUUGCRUGUGAAAAACAAAUAGCUGUAGUCCUUAUGAACCAGAUGACAACUCGUUUACGUCAAAAUCAAGUGGGUCAAUCACACCUCAUUCCCGCUCUAGGUGAAAGUUGGGGCCAUGCUAGUACUAUACGUGUUGUGUUAUACUGGGAAAACAAGCAAAGACUGGCAACUUUGUACAAAUCACCAACGAAACAAGAAAUGACUGUUCCCUUUCAAGUUACUUUUAGUGGAAUUCGUGACUCAUGGGAACCACCGGAUGACUCAAAUGCGAAGCGCAAUGGCCACGACGWGUCUACUGAGUCACAAUGCGAGAGUAUUGUAGAGAAACCAGCUGAAAGUCGAAAGAGAACUUUUGAUGAUAUUAGUUAGCACUUAGUUUUCUCCGCACGUCGUUUACUUUUCUAGAUCUUGAAGGUUGUAUAGGAAGUUUAAAGUUAUAUCAGUGUCAGCCAUUUUGGUCUAUUGGUAUUUUUUCAUUCCUAAUGAAAUAAAAGCAUGAAUUGAA
This is a messenger RNA of Exaiptasia diaphana, 1612 nucleotides long. Its product is annotated as DNA repair protein RAD51 homolog 3. The record is from RefSeq and is a predicted model, not a curated record. Gene Ontology annotation, cellular component: Rad51B-Rad51C-Rad51D-XRCC2 complex; replication fork; Rad51C-XRCC3 complex. Gene Ontology annotation, biological process: reciprocal meiotic recombination; DNA repair; meiotic DNA recombinase assembly. Gene Ontology annotation, molecular function: crossover junction DNA endonuclease activity; ATP binding; ATP-dependent DNA damage sensor activity. The transcript is spliced from 10 exons. Lineage: Eukaryota; Metazoa; Cnidaria; Anthozoa; Actiniaria; Aiptasiidae. The coding region runs from base 292 to 1476 and encodes 394 amino acids.